Molecule: messenger RNA, 3093 nt
Organism: Acipenser ruthenus (sterlet)
Lineage: Eukaryota; Metazoa; Chordata; Actinopteri; Acipenseriformes; Acipenseridae
Product: MICOS complex subunit MIC60-like
Exons: 14
Coding region: 217-2505 (762 amino acids)
Biological process (GO): cristae formation
Cellular component (GO): MICOS complex
Source: RefSeq, a predicted model, not a curated record
AUCGCUCGUGGGUCUAGUCACCGGCAACACAUCUACGCUCCCCGCAGUUCUCUUCGGCAGCGGAGCGCGCAUGCUCGGUGUGUGCUGCCUGCUUACACUGUGCUGGGAGUGUGGAUAGGUGGUGUAUAGUGUGCUGGAAAACCUCUCUCCAACUCAACGUUUCUCUCCCGUUUUAUGAUGUUCUACUGAAGAAAAACGGCACAGUUAAGAACAACCAUGCUGCGUGUUUGCAGGAACGCGAGCCGUGCAGUAGCGCAGCAGUGCCUGUGUGGUAAAGCAUCACUCCAUCCACUGCAACCUUCCCGGCGAUAUACAACACACAGGGAAUCUGGUGGUUCUGCAGGAAAAAUAGUUGCAGCCAGCCUUCUGUUUGUUGGGGGAGGAUUUGGUGGCACAAUAUUGUAUGCAAAAUGGGAUCCGAAAUUCCGACAGAAUGUAGAGCAGUCCGUCCCCUACGCUGACAAAGUGUUUGACGUCGCCCUUGGCCCAGCCCCUUAUGCAGUGCCUAUGCCAAAGACAAAGACAAAACCAGGCCAAGUACAGAGUUCUUACAUGAGCGAGGUGGCAAAAGAAUCAAAGCAGCCCAAACCAAAGGGAAAGAAGAGUGAACCGGCAGAGGCUGCCCCAGCACCAGCCCCUGUGGAGGAACAGAAACUGGAAGAGUUCUCUGUGGAGGCAAAACACAUCAUUUCAGCUAUCAGCGUGGCCCUGUCAGUGUCCGCUACCGACACCCAUGAAGGGCAAGAGAGGGAACACAAGCCUGCUGUAGCGCCAGGGGGGAAGGAGCGCGAGAAAUGCGAGGAGAGUGGACACGAGGUCCUGCCGGCAGUGAAGGAACGCCCGCCUGAGGAGGUGGCAGCCCGGCUCGCCAAGCAGGACCAAGAGGAGCAGGAGAAGAUUGCCUCUCUGGCGGCGAUGUUGGAGGAGGCUCUGGGCAGCACAGCCCGCCUGACUCUACAGGCCAUUGCUGCCCAGGAUGCUGCUGUUGAGUCAAUCAACAGCCACGCCUGCAAGUUAAAAGAGGCUAUGGAAGAAACAGAGGCUUUGGCGGAGCAGAAAUCUUCACAAUGGCGUGUCCUUGAGGAUGCUCUGACUGAUCGCAGGAAGGCGGUGGAUGAAGCUGCUAACACCCUUAUGAAAGCCAAGGAUGGGCUGGAGAAGCUGCGAGGGGUGAUUGAUGAUGCAAAACAGACUAAUAUCGCCAGAGCCAAGCCACAGAUUCUGGCUGCUGAGGAGAACCUGCACAACAUGUUCGUCGAUCUGGAUAAUGUCGUCAAAAAGGUCCAGGCAGCUCAGUCAGAAGCUAAGAUCAUAGCUCAGUAUCAUGAGCUUGUGGCUGUGGCUAAGGAGCAAUUCCAGAAAGAACUUGACAGCAUCACCCCAGACAUAAAGACUGGAUGGAAGGGACUCACUGGCAGACUGACCACAGACGACCUGAACUCUCUGAUUGCCCACGCUCACCGGCGCAUCGACCAGCUGAACAAGGAGCUGGCUGAGCAGAGGGUCCGGGAACGGCAGCACAUCGAGACUGCUCUGGGGCAGGAGAAGACUGAGCAUAAGAGGGCUCUGGAGGUGGCCGUGGCCAAAGCAUUGGAGCACUACCGUGCAGAAAUCCAACUGGAGCAAGAUAAGAAGCUUGAGGAGGUGCGGGAGGUGAUGGAGGUCGAGAUGAGGACCCAGCUGCGCAGACAGACGGCCGCCCACACUGACCACCUGAGGGAUGUGAUGAAAGUCCAGGAACAGGAGAUCAAAGCAGAGGCGGAGCAGGAGAUGGCACAUAAGCUGUCUGAGCAAGAAAACCAGUUCAGACAUGUAACUCAGGAACAGCUGGAUAACUUCACCCUGGACAUGAACGCAGCAUACGCCCGGCUCAGAGGGAUGGAGCAGGCAAUCGACAGCCACGCAAUUGCUGAAGAGGAGGCCAGGAAAGCACACCAGCUGUGGCUUUCCAUUGAAGCUCUAAACUACACUCUAAAGACGACUUCCGGGGACAAGCCUACGGAACCUCUGGAUACAGCAGUGCAGGCCAUGAAAGCUAGCUGCGCGGAAAACGAAUUCACUGAGACCUUAAGCACUGCCCUGCCGGAAGUGGCCCUGAGCCGCGGGGUGUACAGCGAGGCCUCCCUUAGGGCACGCUUCUAUAUCAUCAGGAAGCUGGUUCGCCGAGUCGCCAUGAUUGACGAGACCAGAAACAGCCUGUUCCAGUUCUUCCUUUCCUACCUGCAGUCUCUCCUCUUGAUGGAACCCCAGCAACUCAAACCUCCAGCGCAGCUAUCCCCCGAAGACCUUGACACGUUCAAGCUGCUCUCGUACGCCACGUACAGCAUUGAGCAUGGAGAUCUGGAGCUGGCAGCUAAGUUUAUCAACCAGCUGAAAGGAGAGUCCAGGAGAGUGGCUCAGGACUGGUUGAAUGAAGCUCGACUGACCCUAGAAACUACACAAGUAGUAAGCCUCCUUUCUGCGUAUGCCAAUGCAGUGGGUUUAGGCACAACCCAGGUAGAAUAAUUUACUAAAUAAAUAUUUAAGGUAGCCCCCACUCUCCAAAUAUUAUUUUUUAAAAAACAGAUUAACAAAAUUCUGUGUAGCCAUUCCUGAAUAAUAUAUACACAAAGGGUACACCAAUGAGAUUUGUGUAAAGCCCUGUCUAUACAGUGCAACAUUUCUGUUUGGCAGUAUUUUGUUGCAAGGUAGUGCAGUGCUCUGUUUUUGCUUUAACUUCUGUCUGCAACAAAUAGGAAGUUGCAUAAUACAUUCCGCUGUGGCGUACUGUGUAUCCAGGGCCUAGGGGGUGUCUGUGACCUUGAUGCCUCAAGACACAUCAUUGGGAAUUAUCUACCCACACUAAAGGCACUGUUUUCAAUGCACUAUUGGUUGUGACCUCACUGACCGACUAUCACAGUGUUUCAGUUGUUGGCUAGAGCCGACUCAAUAAUGAAUGCAGGAAUGCUUUGUCUGCACCUUGGUGUAAUGUUUUGAGUUCCUGAUUUUAAUUGAUUGGGCUUUGUGAUUUGAACCGAAUUACUUGUUUUCACAUUAUGUUGUUGAUUCAUUUCCAACCUACUGGUACAUAUCAAUAAAACAUAAACAAAGUUA